Siniperca chuatsi (mandarin fish) is the source of this 1907-nucleotide messenger RNA. RefSeq names its product protein SSUH2 homolog. The transcript is spliced from 12 exons. The record is from RefSeq and is a predicted model, not a curated record. Lineage: Eukaryota; Metazoa; Chordata; Actinopteri; Centrarchiformes; Sinipercidae. The coding region runs from base 143 to 1234 and encodes 363 amino acids.
GGGGAAGUUGUAAAAGAGAACUGUGGUUUCCUGUAAUUUCUGGGGGUUUUUUCAAAUUGCUAUAAAGAAACUGACAUGAUUGUACCUGGCACACAGUGUGAAAAUCCUGAAGUGUGCUUUCAUUUGAUUUUUCUGGGUGAUAAUGGACCCUCCACCACAAGAUGGCGUUCGUCCACCAUCAGUAUUCCACAGUGUACCUGGCUAUGAGAAGAUGCUAACAGAGGGUGAAGGUGGAUUCCUUGGAUUCCUUCACCCUCCUAUGUUGUCUGACCAACAUCCCCAACCUGAAAUUCAACCAUCAUGUCCAAACUGGGACAUCCCAUCUCUCAGCAAGGAUGACGCUCAACAAGCCUUCAUCAAGUAUGCAUCAAAUAAACGCUGCUACAGCACAAAGCCAGCAGAGGAGGGCGUGAUCACCAACAUGGAGGCCUUUGAUACAUACAGGUAUCGCCUGGAGACUUUUACUGAGACACGAACUACAGAGUGGAGCCAAAGACCGUAUUAUGGUGAGAAAAUGGACACCAGUGGACAAACCCCACCCAGUCCAUGGGAGAUUCCAGUUCAUGCCCCCUUCUUUUUUCAGGAUGGAAAACAAAUCAUUGAGAUUCCACACACAUCAUCUGUGAAGAAAUGCAUUUCCUGUUCUGCCAGAGGGAGAAUAACCUGCACUACAUGUUUUGGAGAUGGUACGAAAACAUGCAAUGGAUGUGGUGGGAUUGGUUACAACUAUUACUAUCAAAACAGGCAGUUGUGCUUCUGCUGUAGCGGACGCGGGAGAAUCAAUUGUUGGCAAUGCUGCGGCCUAGGUAAGGUUGAAUGUGAUGUCUGCUCAGGCAAGCAAAACGUCAUAGUCUCCAUCAACCUCGUUGUGAUCUGGCUUAACGACGUAGAAGAACACCUUGUUGAACAAUCCAGUGGUUUGCAGAUGUUCAAACUGUACAAUGUGCCUGGAAAGGAGUUGUUUACAGACUCUAACUACAUGGUUCAUCCGGUCACAAACUUCCCGGACCCUUCAGUGGCAGAAGCCUCAGAAAGGCUCCUGAGGGAGCACCAAGCCAAGUAUUUGCAAACUUCACGCAUUUUACAGCAGCGUCAAACCGUGGACCUGGUUCCUAUUACCAAGGUAACCUACGAAUGGAAGGGAGAGUCACAUGUGUUCUUUGUGUACGGGAGUGACCUCAGAGUCAGUGCUGAGGGCUAUCCUGCUGCCUGCUGCUGCUGCACAGUGAUGUGACUCAGCAUCAUCCGGGCCCGGAUUUAUGCAUUUUAAUGAUUUCAUUGAAAGAUGACUUCAUGUUUUAUGAAAAGUUUCUGGUUAUACGCUCGGUUAUGUACCUUGAAUUGUGCAAAUGUUUUCUAUCUAAUCAAUCUAUUAUGAUUUGGACAAUUAGAAUCUAUCUAAAUUAAAUUGCUUCACUUCCCAUGAUAUAAAUAAAUUGUUAAACUUCAAGUAAUUCAGCUACAUGGCAUUAUUGCACUUUAAUCACUUAAACAUGCUCUAGCUGGGGAUCAAAUCCAAACCUGUUUUUGGGUCAGAGGUUAUGAAUGUGAGGGUGAUGAAGUUCCAAUUAUGAUUAGAGUGGAGGUCCAAGAUAAGGAGCCUAAUUUUAUCUCAACACAGGAGUUACCUGUGCAGUGAUAAGCAUUCUUGUUAUUUGAGAAAAUGUUUGCUGGGCUGCUGCAGCGUGUGUAACUCCGUGGCCCGUAAAUAUCUCAACAAGCCUACGCUUUUCUUUUUCUUUUCAUCUGUUGACAUUAGAUUAUAGAUUUGAAUAUGCCAUGUUGGAUCAGAAAGUUCACGCGCUCAGACGGCGUACUUAUGCAAGAAAUAAAAUAAAUUUAAAUGGUAGAAAAAUUGAACGGAAACAGAUCUCUAAAUCGUUUCUAAAUAAAGGUUUAAAAAAUGA